Messenger RNA from Acipenser ruthenus (sterlet), 4736 nucleotides. Its product is annotated as zinc fingers and homeoboxes protein 1-like. Gene Ontology annotation, biological process: regulation of transcription by RNA polymerase II. Gene Ontology annotation, molecular function: DNA binding; DNA-binding transcription factor activity, RNA polymerase II-specific. The transcript has 4 exons. Gene Ontology annotation, cellular component: nucleus. Bases 668 to 3568 code for a protein of 966 amino acids. The record is from RefSeq and is a predicted model, not a curated record. NCBI's taxonomy places the organism in Eukaryota, Metazoa, Chordata, Actinopteri, Acipenseriformes, Acipenseridae.
UUUACGGUCACGCGAAAGAGGAAGGACUGGGUGAUCGCUUUCUGAUGACGGCAGGGCGUGAUUCGUCGCUGAUGACGCCAGGCCGGAUAAAAAAUCAAACAAAAAAACUACAUUUAAAAAUUUUAACAACUUAAACGCCAUGGGAAUCUUUAUUUUUUCACUAUACAUUAAUCAAAUAAUCUGUUUACCUAAACCGAAAAGUGGGGCAGGACGAGUUUAUGUAAAGUGUGUAUAAAUACUGCGCAUGUAGAAAACGAACUGAAUUUUUUGUUGUGCAUCCUUUCUGCCUACUUACGCUGCGACUGCUGCAGUAACUUGUACUGAAGACGGUGAGGGAGGGAGGGAGCCAGCGAGCGCGGAAUAGAUAGAGGGUGCAGCGCAGAGAAGGGGAGCCCACUACAGCGAAUGGGGACUGUGGAUUGAGUGCUCCUGCUGGUAGCUAUUGUUCUAUAUCACCGAUUUACUGACUGAAAAUUGGAAUUCUCACACCCAGAGGUUUUAAUGCCGGUAAAUGUGCACUAUGAUGCUGUAAUCAUGUGUCUUUGAUAUUAGUUGAACAAUUUAAGUGAAUAGCAGUGAACUGAACAAGUGAAACACAAAGGAGAAGACUGCAGAAAACAGAUUCAAAUUCAGAUUAUAUUGCCUAAUCUCCAUCACUGCUGUUAAAAUGGCAAGCAAGAGAAAAUCCACAACACCAUGUAUGGUCCUCCCAAUGCAAACUGAGGAACAGUACCCAGAUCUGGAGAUGGAGGAAGGGCUUGAGGUACAAAAUGAAGUCCCUGUCGAGAAUCCCAUUGCUGUUGCUGCAGAAAGUGUUUCCAGUGAGGAGGACGUCCCUGAAACCGAUAAUCUAUUAGACACAGAUUCCAAAAGGGUUGAAGGAGGCUACGAGUGUAAAUACUGCAGCUUUCAGACGACAGAUCUCAACAUGUUUACAUUUCAUGUUGAUUCUGAGCAUCCAACUGUGGUUUUGAACUCCUCUUAUGUCUGUGUGGAGUGUAACUUUCUGACUAAGAGAUACGAUGCCCUCUCAGACCACAACCUGCGCUACCACAACAAGGAGGACAAUUUCAUGCUGACAAUGGUGAAACGCAACAACCAGACAGUCUUUGAGCAGACGGUCAGUGACCUCACCUUUGACGGCAAUUUUGUGCAGCAGGAGAACGAGGAGAGCGAAGAUGCGAUGGCAGUAGGAAUUCCGUUCAGCAAAACCCCAAUCAUGAAAAUGAAGAAUAAAGCCGAGCCUAAGAGGAUUGUUGUGACACCUAAAGCUGCUGAUGACCUUGAAGUCCACAAAGAAAGUGAAAGUGAGCAAGAGCCUAAAGAGAUGCCGGCUGUCGAUAUGCCAGCUAUCGAUAUACCUGCUGCAGUUAUGCCAGCUCUUGAUACGCCAGCUAUUAUGCCCACUCUUGAUAUGCCAGCUGUUGUUAUGGCAGCUGUCGAUACGCCAGCUGUUGUUAUGGCAGCUGUCGAUACGCCAGCUAUUCUUAAGCCCACUGUCGAUACACCAGCUUUGAAUACACCUAGUCCAGCUGAAAUGCCAGCACUACCGGCUCCAGUGGAACCUGCAAAGCCAAGCAUUGUCAUCAACCCAACGCCACAGAAUUUAAACAAGACAAUAAUCGGUUCUGCCACAGUUCUUCCUGCAGGAUUGGCCCAGGUUCUGUCUGCUCUGCAGAACCAACAAAGCUCUAGAACUCAAGUCCUGAUCCCUGUCAGCAGCAUUCCAACCUACAAUGGCUCUAUGGACAACAACGCUGUGCUGGUUAACACUUACAACAAAUUCCCUUACCCAACACUAUCUGAGAUUGUGGGUCUGUCAUUCCAGACCAAGUACACAGAGGAGCAGAUAAAGAUCUGGUUUUCCGCCCAGCGCCUUAAGCAUGGAGUCAGCUGGACGCCAGAGGAGGUGGAUGAGGCCAGGAGAAAGCAUUUCAAUGGCACAGUGCACACCAUGCCACAGACCAUCACAGUCAUUCCAGCACACCUCUCGGCCGCCAGAAAUGGUCUCCAGCCUAUCCUUCAGACCUGCCAAAUAGUGGGUCAGCCAGGCCUUGUUCUGACACAGGUUGGUGGUGCAAACCCCAUGCCAGUAACCACCCCAAUCACUCUGACAGUCGCUAGUGUCAACAAUCAAGUACAGCUACCAAAACCUGCCACCCAGGUUACCCCAGCCAUUGUGGAAAACAAACGUGCUCCCACUGUCCAACCUCCUCCACUGACUCCUCAGGAAAACUCUGCCCUAAGCCCUGACUUCUUCGGUCUGCGUCCAAAAAAGUCUAAGGAGCAGCUAGCCGAGAUGAAGGCCAGCUACCUGAAGCAACAGCACCCCAGCGACGGGGAAAUCGCCCGGCUCAUGAGAUUGACAAGACUCACAAAGGGGGAGAUUAAGAAGUGGUUCAGCGACACAAGGUACAACCAGCGCAAUUCAAAGAACAACCAUCUUAUUGUCUCCAAUGAACAAAACAACAGCAGCAGCAGCAGCACCACCAUAGUGAUCGACUCAAGUGACGAAACUACAGGUUCUCCCACGUCGGGUCCCGUUAGGGAGCCACGUAAACAGUCUUGGAAUACUUUCCCUGACUUUACCCUACAGAAGUUCAAGGAAAAGACGGCUGAGCAGCUUCAGGUGCUGGAGGAAAGUUUUCAGAAGAGCAACACACCCACAGACGAUGAACUGAAUAGGCUGAGAUCAGAGACCAAGCUAACCAGACGAGAGAUUGAUGCCUGGUUCACGGAAAAGAGAAAGGCACCAGAAUCAGGGGAAACAAAACAUGAAGGGAAGGAGAGUGAAAUGGCCAAAGUUACUGUCGCUAUCAAAACGGAGACACAGACUCCGUCUUCCAGUGGCAAAGCCAAGUCUGGCAGGGACAAGAUUGGCAAGAAGACCCCGGAGCAACUACAUAUCCUGAAGAGUGCAUUUGUGCGUACACAGUGGCCUUCAUCAGAGGAGUAUCAAAAGCUCUCAGAGGAAAGUGGCCUUCCAAGGGCCUACAUUGUCAGUUGGUUUGGGGACACGAGAUAUGCCUGGAAAAAUGGCAACUUGAAGUGGUAUUAUUACUACCAGAGUGGCAACAUCAGCGCUAUUAAUGGGAGUGGAUACAGGAGGAGAGGAAGAGGAAGAUCUAAAGGCAGGGGGCGAGGAAGGCCCAGAGGAAGACCAAGGGCUAUGAAGCGUUCAGCCAGCUGGAGCAGGUCCCCCGCGGUGAUGAAGUUCAAGACGGGAAAAGACAUCCUCAAAGAGUAUUAUUUGAAGCAUUCAUUUCUAAAUGAACAAGACCUGGACGAACUUGUUUCAAAGUCCAACAUGGGCUAUGAGCAGGUCCGGGACUGGUUCGCAGAGAUUCGGAGGCGAGAGGACAUGGGUGCAGAUCUAUUUGAUGACAGUGGGGAAAAUGAGGAGCCAGAGGAGGAAUCGCAGGAAGAAAACCAAGUGGCAGUUGGUGUAGGAGAAAGUCACGGUUCUGGGGGUGGUUUAGAUGACGAUGACGACGAUGAAACAGAUGAUAGUGACACUUGGGAGCCUCCACGACAUGUCAGACGAAGGCUCUCCAGAUCAGAUGAUUAGCAUGUAACCAGAUGCCAGAAUCACCGUGUUUUAUUUAUACUGAAGGACAGACAUGAAGGCUGCUGAUGUUUAUUUACAAAGACCAGACCUUCGAUUAGUUUGGGUAGCAGAGAAUCCCUUUUUUUUUUUUUUUUUUUUAAUGUUCCUUUACAAAUCAAGAGAUGAUCUACAUUGCCAAAGCUACACUGCUGCAGUCGUCUGAGUUUCCUGUGCAGUGUACAGAAUGCUGAAGGGUUUAUUUUGUCAAUAUGAUGAGCGAGUUUAGUCACGGAGCACAAUUUUUCUUUUUUUUUUCUGUUUUUUUCUUAAGAUUUAGUGACCACUAGUUUUUUUUUAUUCUUUUUGUCCAAAAAAAAAAAUAAUAAUAAAUUAGUCGCUUUAAUGCUGUAGGGUGGGUAGGCCAGCCCCCUGCGUUCUCUGUGUGAUUAAGCUUAUAGCUUUGUGUGACCAAAAGUUUUACAAUGUAAACAUUUCUUAAAAUAUUAAACCAAUUUGUGUGCUAUUCCAAAGGCUCUAUAUUAACCCAGUGAGCGAUGUUCACAAUCUUUUUUUAUGUUUAAUGUAUUAAAUACAGUUGACAUGAUACUGUUUUAGGCUGUAAUCUAGAACAGUCUCAUGAUUUAAUUUGUGAAGUUUGUGAAUAAGGCUCAGUCUCUAUUGGAAUAACAUUAUUUUUUUUUUUGCACCAUCUUCUUAUUGGGUGGGGGUUGGUUUCAUUGACUUUAUAAGUGCAUUGUUUUAGACUGUUCAUCAACGUCUUAACACACUUUAAAUCUAAUGUAUUAUUAAUUGAUUGACUUCUCCGACAAGAAUGGCACAAAUAUCAACUAAAUGAAUGUCCUCAAAUAUGGUGUAAUCCAAACAAUUUUUUUGUAAGGAAAAGCUGUAUUUGGGAGAAGGAGACAGCUUUAAACAAUCUAGAACUAAAACAAAAAUAUAGAAAGCUGGUAGAGGAAGUUAAAAAAAAAAAAAGGCUAAUUUAAUUAUUUUGUGAAGUCAAGAGGUACUGCAAGGGGUUAAUAUAGAGCCUUGUAUGUUGCAUGAUGCUGUAAUGCAAUUUGUAGGUUUUUUUAGGUUUAAUACUGGCGGUUCUAAAUGUUGUUGUCUUUUUAAUCCUGCAGGGACGCUAUAGUCUUUGCUUUUUUUCAAUAAAAGUCAAAGUUUUGUA